Molecule: messenger RNA, 1384 nt
Organism: Suncus etruscus (white-toothed pygmy shrew)
Lineage: Eukaryota; Metazoa; Chordata; Mammalia; Eulipotyphla; Soricidae
Gene: CPQ
Product: carboxypeptidase Q
Exons: 7
Coding region: 92-1384 (430 amino acids)
Biological process (GO): thyroid hormone generation; peptide catabolic process; proteolysis
Molecular function (GO): metallodipeptidase activity
Source: RefSeq, a predicted model, not a curated record
CCGCCCGGCCCAGACCCCGCUCCGUGUGCGCGUCCCGCUCGGCCUCUCCGGCCUGACAGGCUCCUGGAAGAAGGACAGAGAGCAAGGAAGCAUGCAGUAUCUCCCCUUCCUCCUCCUCACCAUCUUGGGCAUCACCCAACUAUCGCCUCUGAGCUCCGGGAAGGCCAUUGGCAAGCCUAGUCUCAGCGAGCAGACCAUCAAAGAUGUGGAGGCGGAAAUCUUCUCCUAUAAAGCUGUGGCCAAGGCCCUCAUCCACAUGGCAGUGGAGGGCAAAGCCCAGAACAGGUCCUACGAGCGCCUGUCCCUCCUGGUCGACAUGGUGGGGCCCAGGCUCAGCGGCUCAAAGAAUUUGGAACAAGCGAUCCAGGUCCUUUACCACAGCCUGAAGGAAGAUAGGCUGCAAAAUGUGCACCUGGAACCUGUCAAGGUCCCCCACUGGGAGCGGGGAGAGGAGUCGGCGCUUAUGAAGGCACCCAGACGCCAGCCUAUGGCCAUUCUGGGUCUGGGCAACAGCAUCGGGACACCCCCCAAUGGCAUCACAGCUGAAGUUCUGGUAGUGACCUCCUUCAGUGAGUUGCAGCAGAGGGCCCUGGAAGCCAAAGGGAAGAUUGUUGUGUAUAACCAGCCCUUCAUCAGCUACCAGGAGACCGUGAAGUACCGCACCCAGGGUGCUGUGCAAGCUGCCCUGGUGGGUGCUGUAGCCGCCCUUGUGCGCUCCGUGACGCCCUUCUCCAUUUACAGCCCCCACACGGGCAUUCUGGAGUACCAGGAAGAUGUACCUAAGAUCCCCAGUGCCUGCAUCACCGUAGAAGAUGCCGAGAUGAUGGGACGAUUGGCCUCGCAGGGCCUUCGAAUUGUCAUUCAGCUGAAGAUGUGCGAAAAGAAAUAUCCAGACGCAGAUUCCUUCAACACGGUGGCAGAGAUCACUGGCUGGAAGUAUCCAGAUGAGGUGGUCCUGAUCAGCGGCCAUCUAGACAGCUGGGACGUGGGGCAGGGCGCAUUGGAUGACGGCGUUGGAGCCUUCAUAUCCUGGGAAGCACUCUCACUUAUUAAAGAUCUGGAUUUGCGUCCAAAGAGAACUCUGCGCCUGGUGUUCUGGACGGCAGAGGAGCAAGGUGGGAUUGGCUCACUACAGUAUUAUCUUCAACACAAGGGAAACAUUUCCAAGUAUAGCCUGGUGAUGGAGUCGGAUUUAGGGACCUUCUUCCCCAUCGGACUGCAGUUCACAGGCAGUGAGGAAGCCAAAGCCAUCAUGCGGGAGAUCGUGAAGCUACUGCAGCCACUAAACAUCACUCAGCUCCUAGAUGGAGGUGAAGGGACCGACAUCAACUUCUGGAUCCAAGCUGGGGUGCCAGGUAAGAAGAAACUCAGCAGGGCCACCUAG